Messenger RNA from Clupea harengus (Atlantic herring), 1813 nucleotides. RefSeq lists its product as uncharacterized. Lineage: Eukaryota; Metazoa; Chordata; Actinopteri; Clupeiformes; Clupeidae. The record is from RefSeq and is a predicted model, not a curated record. The transcript is spliced from 2 exons. Bases 893 to 1813 code for a protein of 306 amino acids.
GGUACGUGGGUGUAAAGAGCAGGUUGCGGUAGGAACUGUAUGUGAGGGAAGCAUAGGUGAGGGAAGCAAUGGGGUGCUGCACUACACCAGCAAUUUGUCUACCAAUCCUGCAUUAAUUAUCCUGUAAUCAGUCAAUUCAAGGCAGCUGGUUUAUUUAGCGAUAGCGAGUAGGAGCCUCAAAAAUGGGGAGAGAGGAGAGAGUGUGGGAAGUUCCCCCGCCCUGGCUUUGCUGUUAUUUGUUACAGGAUUUCGGCGGAGUGCCGCGAGUUGCAGAGGAGAGUUUGGAAGCAGAGGGCCGAGGAACACCGUCUUUGGGGAAAGCGAGAGUGGAGACGUGACGUCUCGUGGGGAUCCCUCGUUAAUCAGCUGACGGAAGGCUGACUCAGGACAACAUAAACCAGCCGCGACUACAGUGGAGCAGUAACCAGUGUGGACAUACACCUCCUUCUGCGCAGCUGCCAGGGAGGAGAGAAGUGUGGAGCUUUCCUCCCUCAACGAGCUAAGUGGCCCUUCCUUGCCCUGUUAGUUUAGAUUAAGCAAGACUGUGCAUAUUCUACAAGUGUGAAGCCCAGCUGCGACAGUGAGGGACCGGCACGCCUGCCAGCCAUACGUAGGAGGAGAGUGGACUGCUUAAGCCAAUGAAUUGGACUCUUUUACUCGUUUCACCUUUUCUACAUAUUUAUUAGCUAAUGUAUUAAAUAAAGAUUAUUGUUUUUCUACUUCUGCAUCCGUGUCUGUAUCUUGGGAAGGGGUGCUUCACAGCCAAAGGAUAUUGAUAAACUAACUGAAUAAUACAGUUUACCGCAUAAAGAUAAGAACUAAAACUGAACCUGUGACAUUUGGCGUAGUCGGCAGGAUCUUUUGAUCUGUUUUGAAGCACCCUUUGUCAGCCAUGCAGAACGGGGAAGAUGCAGAAGGGGGCCAUGAGCCACCAGUAGAGCAAGCUCAGCAAGGCAAUAUGAUUGGUAUGUCCCCCUAUUUCAUAGGCUCCCCAUGGGUGCCGAGAUUUAAAGGCGCAGAUUCUGGGUUAUCCUAUGGGGAAUGGAAGGCUCAAGUUAAGUUUAUGUUGUCCUCUAUGCCAUCCCGGUCAAAUGUUCAAAAGAGUGACUUUAUUAUUGGAGCCUUGGAUGGGGAGGCUAGAAGGGAAGUAGUUAUACUGGCAGCUGAACAGAGGUCUACACCAGCACUUAUUUUUAAAUAUCUCGAUGGACUUUAUGGUGAUAAUACACCCAUAGCGCACUUGCGUGGUAUGUUUUUUGAUUGCAGACAGCGUCCAGGGGAAUCAGUGCGGGCCUUCUCCCUCCGGUGUCGAGAGCUCUUCCAGCGGCUGAAAGACCGAGACCCUGAUGUCUUUGAGGCCGGGCAGGUGCUAAGAGAUCAAUUUACCAUGGGCCUACAGGAUACCGAACUUCGUAGAGAAUUGAACCGCAUGAUUCGUAGGAAUGAGGUAAACACAUUCGAACAGGCUCGUCAGGAAGCUCUUCACGUAGAAGGUGAUCGACAGAGCAACAUAUGGCAUCCCCCAACAUGUGCAGCAGUACGUGGAGGGGAACCACCUCGUACAGCUGAUCCUCAGAGUGAUUGGAAAAUAGAACUGAAGACCGAACUCCUAUCGGAAAUGCGCGUGCAGAUGAAGGAGAUGCAGAGAGCCCUGCGGGAAGAACUUCAAUCGUCCAGCAGCCAUUCCCGAGACCCUGCUUUGCAAACACGACGUUAUCCCCAAACCACCUCUGGUCGGACCAGGGAUCCCCAGGUAACCCACAGUAGGACACAACCAGAAGAACAGGCUGGGGGACAGGCGUGGACGUCCUAG